Chaetura pelagica (chimney swift) is the source of this 1394-nucleotide messenger RNA. RefSeq names its product catenin (cadherin-associated protein), alpha 2 (gene CTNNA2). Lineage: Eukaryota; Metazoa; Chordata; Aves; Apodiformes; Apodidae. The annotation marks the transcript as partial. The record is from RefSeq and is a predicted model, not a curated record. Gene Ontology annotation, biological process: cell migration; cell-cell adhesion. Gene Ontology annotation, cellular component: actin cytoskeleton; adherens junction; catenin complex. Gene Ontology annotation, molecular function: cadherin binding; structural molecule activity; beta-catenin binding. The transcript has 9 exons.
GAUGGGGAGGAGGAGGAGGAGGCGGAGGAGGCGGCGGCGGCGGCGAGAGAUUCUCCCACCCCCACCCACCGAGCUGAGGGAGUAUGACUUCUGCAACGUCACCCAUCAUUUUGAAAUGGGACCCCAAAAGUUUGGAAAUCAGGACUCUCACAGUGGAGAGGCUAUUGGAGCCACUCGUUACCCAGGUAACAACGCUUGUUAACACGAGCAAUAAGGGACCAUCAGGCAAAAAGAAAGGGCGCUCUAAGAAGGCUCAUGUGUUGGCUGCAUCAGUGGAGCAGGCCACCCAAAACUUCUUGGAAAAAGGAGAUCAAAUUGCUAAAGAGAGCCAGGAUCUUAAGGAGGAAUUGGUUGCUGCUGUAGAGGAUGUACGCAAGCAAGGAGAAACCAUGCGAAUCGCCUCGUCCGAGUUUGCUGACGACCCCUGCUCCUCGGUGAAACGGGGCACCAUGGUGCGGGCUGCUCGGGCCCUGCUUUCUGCUGUCACCCGCCUGCUCAUCCUGGCUGAUAUGGCUGAUGUCAUGAGGCUUCUGUCACACCUGAAAAUUGUAGAGGAAGCACUAGAAGCAGUGAAAAAUGCAACAAAUGAGCAAGAUUUAGCAAAUCGCUUUAAAGAAUUUGGAAAGGAGAUGGUGAAACUGAACUAUGUUGCUGCUCGAAGGCAACAGGAGCUGAAGGAUCCUCACUGCAGAGAUGAGAUGGCUGCAGCUCGAGGUGCCCUGAAGAAGAAUGCCACUAUGCUGUACACUGCAUCCCAGGCCUUUCUCCGUCACCCUGAUGUUGCAGCCACCAGGGCCAACAGAGACUAUGUCUUCAAGCAAGUACAAGAAGCAAUUGCUGGUAUCUCCAAUGCUGCCCAGGCCACCUCACCCACUGAUGAGAACAAGGGGCACACUGGCAUAGGAGAGCUGGCAGCUGCAUUAAAUGAAUUUGAUAACAAGAUCAUUUUGGACCCCAUGACUUUCAGUGAGGCCCGCUUCAGACCAUCUCUGGAGGAGAGGCUGGAGAGCAUCAUCAGUGGAGCAGCACUGAUGGCAGACUCCUCCUGCACGAGGGACGACCGUCGGGAGCGGAUCGUAGCCGAGUGCAACGCGGUGCGACAGGCCCUGCAGGACCUGCUCAGCGAGUACAUGAACAAUACUGGAAGGAAGGAGAAAGGGGACCCACUAAACAUUGCUAUUGACAAGAUGACCAAGAAAACACGAGACCUUCGAAGACAGCUAAGGAAGGCAGUAAUGGAUCAUAUAUCAGAUUCAUUCCUGGAGACCAACGUGCCAUUACUGGUUCUCAUCGAGGCAGCAAAAAGUGGCAAUGAGAAGGAAGUGAAGGAGUACGCUCAGGUCUUCCGUGAACACGCAAACAAGUUAGUUGAGGUAAGUGACCUGAUUAACACA